UUGCUAGGAGGAGUUGCUGCGGUCUAUUACAUUCCUUCCCCUCUUCGGCAAGAAGAAAUUGGUCCUCCAAUUUUUCUCUUUGUCUUCUGAUUUCUUCUAUUCCUUACUUCUCUUUGGCAUGUGGCGUGGCAAUGGUUAGGUGAAAACUUGUUUUUACCCGUCACCUACUUUCUUUCCUUCACCGUUAUUCUUGUUUGUUGGGCUACAGUAUGAGGCACAAAAUACAAGAUAUGUUUUCUAUACCGUUAUUCAUUCUCUUUAUGCUAAUAAAGUGUUAGUUAAUAAUUGAUGGUCUACGUUCCUUUUUACUGGAAUGCUACUACAGAUUUCAAUCAUUUUUUUUUUUUUUUUUUGUAUGCUUUUCUUCUCUUCUCUUCUUUUAGUUUUUUCUUGCCGUUCUUUCACGUCGGUUCUUGGUUUUCUGUCGUUCGUUGUCGUUUCGUGUCAUUUGUUUUGAGUUUUUAAAAUGGAGGUUGACUCUUUACAAUUUUUGUUGCGCCAUCGGGGCAAUUUUGAUGAUGUUUUGCAUCUGAUGGGGGUGUUGUUGUUUUCUUCGCCGUCUCGUUUCUUUGCUCGAUUUCGACCCGAGGACAAAGAAUUGGUAGUGCAGUUGCUGUUGUUUUCACUACUCAAUAAUCCCUGUGCUCCUUCCUCUGCUUGCGAUUUUGGCUUUCAGCGAGUUUGGAUCGGUGAUUAUUACUACGUCCGAUAUCCUGGAUAUGCGAGAUACCGCGAUCUUUAUCCUCAACAUCUCGCUAGGUUGUUGUGGUGGUUGGAGUCAGGCGAGGAUAUUUUCUAUCCCACUUCUCGGUCUGCGGUGUUUUUACCGGAAUGCCUGCUGGAGGAAUUCGAAGAUUCUGUCUAAUGA
This is a messenger RNA of Daphnia magna, 868 nucleotides long. RefSeq lists its product as uncharacterized. Bases 467 to 865 code for a protein of 132 amino acids. The record is from RefSeq and is a predicted model, not a curated record. NCBI's taxonomy places the organism in Eukaryota, Metazoa, Arthropoda, Branchiopoda, Diplostraca, Daphniidae. The transcript is spliced from 2 exons.